ACUGUGCUUUAAUGUUGCCUUUUACAUUUCAGUAUUUUAAUCUGCCUGGAAUUGAUUUUUAUAUGUGGCGUGACAGGGACUAAAUUCCAUUUUUCCCAUAUAGAUAUAUAAUUGUCCCAGCAACCAGGGUAUAGGCCACCUACUAAAGAACAGUAAAUAAACAAAUUGAUUACCUUUUAACAGUAAUAUGGGAGCCAGAAGACUAUAGGGUAAUGUUUCCAUUCAGCUGAGAGACAAAAAACAAUAAACAACCUAGAAUUAUACCCAGUAAAUCUGUUUCAAAAAUGAAGGCAAAAUAAUUUUCAGAUAACAGAAUUUCACUGAAGGAAAGUUUAAAAAUAUAUACUUCAAACAGAAGGAAAAUGAUCCUAGAUACAAGGUCUGUUCUUCUAGAAGAAAGAUCAAGAACCCUAGGGCCCAGGGAACUCUUCAGGGGAAAAUUUGCUUAUCGCUCAGGCAAGUUUGGCUUUUUCUUCUUUUUGGGAUCUAUGGAUUCUUACCUGCGUGACAACCCAGGGUUGUCUCUAAAAUCUCAUUAAGACUGUUGUAUCCAGCAAUUUAGUUGUUUCACUCCGGCAGACUUGUUUGGGUAGCACUCCACCGCCUGCAGGAGAUAAAGUCUGCCAACAAAACCUCUUUGCGGAAACUCUCUCUCUCACUUCAGUCUCCACGGGGUCCGUAUCACCUGUCCUCAUGGCACAUCAUACCUUCCCCUUGCAGCACCUACACAAACUCUGUUUUUACAUUUAAUAAACUCUUUAAUUGUCUACUUACCCCAUUAGAAAUCUGAGGGCCAGGUCUGUAUCAUUUUCUAGUUUACUUCUGCACUUUAGCAAGUGCCUGGCACAUAGUAGACAUUUACUGAAUCAAUGAUCAGAUGACUAAUUCACUUCAAGAAGCCAAUAUUAGGUAUUCGGCUGAGCAUAGUUCUUCGUCUCUGCUUCAAAUCCAGCCAUUGGAGGUAGUGCUAUAGGGUUGGUGAAUUCCCAUAGAACUGUGCUGCCUAAUAUGGUAGCACAUGUGGCUAUUUAAAUUAUUUAAAUUAAUUAAAAUAAAAAAUUCAACUCCUUAGUCCCACUAGCCACCUUUCAAGCAGCUAUGGCUACCCUGUUGGACAGUGCAGACACAGAACACUUCCAUUGUCACAAAGUUCUCCUGGAGCUGCUGUCAUACAUGCUCGAGAAUUCUUACUGCUCCUCUCUCUUUCUCUUUUGCUCUUGCUCUUGAUCUUUCUCUCUCCCCACCCCUGAACCAAGUACAGGGAGAGUUGUCUUAUUAUCAGUGGCUUAAAAUGAUGCUUUUGAACCAGAAGAUUCUGGGCACUUCUCGUGACUAGCACCAUCCCACUUUUUUUCUUUUAAAUUCCUGAGCUGUUGUUUACUAGUACACUCUUUUAUUUCUAUUUCUGUUUAAGCUGAAUGUUACUUGGGUGGAAAGCCUCAUCACUUUCUUUUCUAGGUCCUUAAGCCAUUUGCUAGGGUUUCUGAGAGUUCCCAAAGCCAGGGGUCCAGGGGAGUUUGGCAUGUCUGAACAGCUGAACACGAAAUAGUGGAGUAGGUUGGCAUGUCAGUAAGAGAGCUCCCCUUUGCACACAUGGCCAGUUAAUUGGCCAUUCUGGGAGUGUAUGGAUGAGGAGCAGGGCUUCUGAGAAUCACCGGUGACAGUUAUGCGGCCUUUUGUUGACAUCCUCUGCUGAACGACUUUGCUGGAUUUCGUCUCUGCCUUUCUUCUGCCUCCUGUGGAUUUUCUGUUGGAUUCGUCACUCACCAUUCAGGCAUCAUCAUUCACUUUCUCCUUCCAGUAUGACUGCUUUGUGUACUGGCCUCUGCUUUAUGCCUACUAUUCCCAGACCGCAGAGAGGGCUGUGUGGGGCUUUGGCAGGACUGCGAAAUUGACUUUGCUGUCUGUUGAGAACUAUAGUAAUGACUGCAGUGACCUUCUUGUCUAGUAGAAAGUGGUGACCACCUGAAGAGAGGGAAAAGGGAAUCUUCACUGACUUCUCCUCAAACGGUAGAGAGUUCUUUGUUCCCCUCUCUGUUCUCUUCUCUUCCCCUUCUUCCCCUUGCCACUGGAGGACUGACCUAAGAUGCAACUGUGACUAAGAGUUAAUGCUUUGAAAUAACAAUACUUUGUAGUUUGUAGGCCUUGCCAAGCCAACUCACCCCAGUUGUCUCAUCUACUACCCCCCAAAACCCUGUGAGGUAGGGAGGAGAGGUAUCAUUAGCUGCAUUUGACUGACGAGUAAGCUGAAAUUUAGAGAGAUUAGCACAGUUGCCCUAGAUCUCUUAGACAGGAAGGCAGGACCUGGUUCUCUGUCUCUCAGCCCUGUGUUCUCUCAGGGGGGUCCACACCCUUAGGUGCAGGAAGGACAUGGCGCCAGGAAAGUAUGAGUGGGUGAGGGAGAAGGCGAGCAGAGAAGGGAAUUCAGUAGGGAGGAAAGGAGUGGUCUGCCGGGGCCUCUGGCCGCUCUCCUCUUUCUCCGGAGAUGGGGGAUUGGUGAUCACGAGAGGCUGGCCCAGCAAACCUCCAGGGAGAGAAGAAAGCUCAGGGACUGGCCUUCUCUUCCCAGGAAAGGACUUGCGCAGAAGUGGGGAGGGGCUGCGUUAGCUUUCCUAGGGCUGGGGCUGCGGGAGUCACGGGCUGGGUCUCCCCAGAGAGAACCUGAUGCCCACUCUCAGGCCUGGCCUGCCGGCCUUUAGGUGCUGUGCUGCCCUGAGGCCUGGGCCAUGCCUGGGCACAGGGAAAGGCCCCCAAGUGUGUCUGGAGGAAGGAGCAUGCAGGGCGCCCCUGCAGGAGACGUGGGCCCUGGUCUGCCCUCACUCCUUGUCUGCAGUUUUUUCCUGGCAGCAGCUUUGGGCCAAAUGAAUUUCACAGGAGACCAGGUUCUUCGAGUCGUGGCUAAAAAUGAGGAGCAGCUUUCACUUCUCAGGGGCCUGGAGGGCCUGAAGCGCCAGAAGGUGGACUUCUGGCGUGGCCCAGCCAGGCCCAGCCUCCCUGUGGAUAUGAGAGUGCUCUCUGAACUGAAAGAUGUCAAAGCUUACCUGGAGUCCCAUGGCCUUCUUUACAGCAUCAUGAUAAAGGACAUCCAGGUGCUGCUGGAUAAAGAGAGAGAAGCCAUGGGGCAAUCCCGCCGGCUGCAGCGCAGCACCACUGGCUUCAGUUACUACUCUUACCACGCCCUGGAGGAGGUAUAUAGCUGGAUGGACAGCUUUGUAACUGAGCAUUCAGAUGUUGUCUCAAAAAUUCAGAUUGGCCACAGCUUUGAAAAUAGGACCAUUCUGGUCCUAAAGUUCAGCACUGGAGGUUCCCAGUGCCCUGCCAUGAUUGACAGUGGAAUUCACUCCCGGGAGUGGAUCACUCAUGCCACUGGCAUCUGGACUGCCAAGAAAAUUGUCAGUGAAAAUGGCAAAGACCCCAUCCUGACAAACAUCCUAAAUGCCAUGGACAUCUUCGUGGAGGUCGUCACCAACCCUGAUGGAUUUGCUUUUACCCACAGCAUGAAUCGCCUGUGGCGGAAGAACAAGUCUACCAGACCUGGAAUCUUCUGCAUGCGUGUGGAUCUCAACAGGAACUGGAAGUCAGGCUUUGGAGGAAAUGGUUCUAACAGCAACCCCUGCUCAGAGACUUAUCACGGGCCCUCCCCUCAGUUGGAGCCAGAGGUGGCUGCCAUUGUGGACUUCAUCACAUCCCGUGGGAACAUCCAGGCUCUGACCGCCAUUCGUAGCUGCUCUCAGAUGCUCAUACCUUAUGGCCAUUCGCUGGCACCUGUUCCAAACCAGGAGGAGUUGUACAAGCUUGCCGAGGACGCAGUGCAGGCCCUGCGGAAGGUCCACGGGACCGAGUAUCUGUACGGCAGCAUCAGCUCCACCCUCUAUGUGGCCAGUGGGAUCAUGGUGGACUGGGCCUAUGAGAGUGGCAUCAAGUACGCCUUCACCUUCGAGCUCUGGGACACCGGGCGCUAUGGCUUCCUGCUGCUAGCCUCCCAGAUCAUCGCCACAGCCCAGGAGACGUGGCUGGCCCUUCGGACCAUCAUGGAGUACACUGUGACUCACCCCUGCUAGCAACGUUAUUGGGGGCAGAGCAGGAGACAAAGCCUGGGGCUCCUCCCGAAACCCAAGUCAGGCACCCCGUCCUCACACGCCUGCCCUUAGGUGACCCCUUAGGAAAUAAAACAAUUUUUAACAGG
This is a messenger RNA of Manis pentadactyla (Chinese pangolin), 4186 nucleotides long. It is a transcript of the gene CPA5, whose product is annotated as carboxypeptidase A5. Gene Ontology annotation, biological process: proteolysis. Gene Ontology annotation, molecular function: metallocarboxypeptidase activity; zinc ion binding. Lineage: Eukaryota; Metazoa; Chordata; Mammalia; Pholidota; Manidae. The record is from RefSeq and is a predicted model, not a curated record.